Messenger RNA from Salvelinus fontinalis (brook trout), 9287 nucleotides. Its product is annotated as coiled-coil domain-containing protein 69-like. NCBI's taxonomy places the organism in Eukaryota, Metazoa, Chordata, Actinopteri, Salmoniformes, Salmonidae. The coding region runs from base 5540 to 6463 and encodes 307 amino acids. Gene Ontology annotation, molecular function: microtubule binding. The transcript has 9 exons. The record is from RefSeq and is a predicted model, not a curated record. Gene Ontology annotation, cellular component: cytoplasm; nucleus.
UGCUACCCUGCUGAUGUCUGGUCAUCCUACCCUGCUGAUGUCUGGUCAUCCUACCCUGCAGAUGGCUGGUCCUCCUACCCUGCUGAUGUCUGGCCCCCCUACCCUGCUGAUGUCUGGUCAUCCUACCCUGCAGAUGGCUGGUCCUCCUACCCUGCUGAUGUCUGGCCCCCCUACCCUGCAGAUGGCUGGUCCUCCUACCCUGCUGAUGUCUGGGCUGGUCCUCCUACCCUGCUCAUGUCUGGUCCUCCUACCCUGCUGAUGUCUGGUCCUCCUACCCUGCUGAUUUCUGGGCUGGUCCUCCUACCCUGCUGAUGUCUGGUCCUCCUACCCUGCUGAUGUCUGGGCUGGUCCUCCUACCCUGCUGAUGUCUGGUCCUCCUACCCUGCUGAUGUCUGGUCCUCCUACCCUGCUGAUGUCUGGCCCCCCUACCCUGCUGAUGUCUGGUCCUCCUACCCUGCUGAUGUUUUGUCUUUCUACCCUGCAGAUGGCUGGUCCUCCUACCCUGCUGAUGUCUGGUCCUCCUACCCUGCAGAUGGCUGGUCCUCCUAUCCUGCUGAUGUCUGGUCCUCCUACCCUGCUGAUGUCUGGGCUGGUCCUCCUACCCUGCUGAUGUCUGGUCCUCCUACCCUGCUGAUGUCUGGGCUGGUCCUCCUACCCUGCUCAUGUCUGGUCCUCCUACCCUGCUGAUGUCUGGUCCUCCUACCCUGCUGAUGUCUGGCCCCCCUACCAUGCUGAUGUCUGGUCCUCCUACCCUGCAGAUGGCUGGUCCUCCUACCCUGCUGAUGUUUUGUCUUUCUACCCUGCUGAUGUCUGGUCCUGCUACCCUGCUGAUGUCUGGUCCUCCUACCCUCCUGAUGUCUGGUCUUUCUACCCUGCUGCCCCGUGUCCCGUGCCUCGGCUUUAUGAGGGUUUAUUAUAUCCAAGACCUUUAUAUCUUGACAAUCACACACUGUUUAUUCUAGGGCUGGGGCAUGCCUUUCCCUUUAUGUCCCGACAAUCACACACUGUUUACUCUAGGGCUGGGGCAUGCCUUUCCCUUUAUGUCCUGACAAUCACACUCUGUUUAUUCUAGGGCUGGGGCAUGCCUUUCCCUUUAUGUCUUGACAAUCACACACUGUUUACUCUAGGGCUGGGGCAUGCCUUUCCCUUUAUGUCUUGACAAUCACACACUGUUUAUUCUAGGGCUGGGGCAUGCCUUUCCCUUUAUGUCCUGACAAUCACACACUGUUUACUCUAGGGCUGGGGCAUGCCUUUCCCUUUAUGUCUUGACAAUCACACACUGUUUAUUCUAGGGCUAGGGCAUGCCUUUCCCUUUAUGUCCCGACAAUCACACACUGUUUACUCUAGGGCUGGGGCAUGCCUUUCCCUUUAUGUCCUGACAAUCACACUCUGUUUAUUCUAGGGCUGGGGCAUGCCUUUCCCUUUAUGUCCUGACAAUCACACACUGUUUAUUCUAGGGCUGGGGCAUGCCUUUCCCUUUAUGUCCUGACAAUCACACUCUGUUUAUUCUAGGGCUGGGGCAUGCCUUUCCCUUUAUGUCCUGACAAUCACACACUGUUUAUUCUAGGGCUGGGGCAUGCCUUUCCCUUUAUGUCCCGACAAUCACACACUGUUUAUUCUAGGGCUGGGGCAUGCCUUUCCCUUUAUGUCCCGACAAUCACACACUGUUUACUCUAGGGCUGGGGCAUGCCUUUCCCUUUAUGUCCUGACAAUCACACACUGUUUAUUCUAGGGCUAGGGCAUGCCUUUCCCUUUAUGUCCUGACAAUCACACACUGUUUAUUCUAGGGCUGGGGCAUGCCUUUCCCUUUAUGUCCUGACAAUCACACACUGUUUAUUCUAGGGCUAGGGCAUGCCUUUCCCUUUAUGUCCUGACAAUCACACUCUGUUUAUUCUAGGGCUGGGGCAUGCCUUUCCCUUUAUGUCCUGACAAUCACACACUGUUUAUUCUAGGGCUAGGGCAUGCCUUUCCCUUUAUGUCCUGACAAUCACACUCUGUUUUUUCUAGGGCUGGGGCAUUCGUUUCCCUUUAUGUCCUGACAAUCACACUCUGUUUUUUCUAGGGCUGGGGCAUGUGUUUCCCUUUAUGUCCUGACAAUCACACUCUGUUUUUUCUAGGGCUGGGGCAUGCCUUUCCCUUUAUGUCCUGACAAUCACACUCUGUUUUUUCUACGGCUGGGGCAUGCCUUUCCCUUUAUGUCCUGACAAUCACACUCUGUUUAUUCUACGGCUGGGGCAUGCCUUUCCCUUUAUGUCCUGACAAUCACACUCUGUUUAUUCUACGGCUGGGGCAUGCCUUUCCCUUUAUGUCCUGACAAUCACACUCUGUUUAUUCUACGGCUGGGCAUGCCUUUCCCUUUAUGUCCUGACAAUCACACUCUGUUUAUUCUAGGGCUGGGGCAUGCCUUUCCCUUUAUGUCCUGACAAUCACACUCUGUUUAUUCUAGGGCUAGGGCAUGCCUUUCCCUUUAUGUCCUGACAAUCACACUGUUUAUUUUUGGGCUAGGGCAUGCUUUUACAAAUACCAAGUCCUAUAAUCAUACACUAUACUGCUGAUCACUUCAAAGACAAUGUCUAUUAGGCUACAGUAGACUACUUCAAAAAUCCAAAUAUUUGGUGUAAAUCUAUUGAAUUUAUUGUAUUUGUGAAUGGGGGAUUUUAAACCCUAAUAAGUGUUCAUACAUGGUGGAUAUGGAGUUUCACAUAUCAAAUCAAACUUUAUUAGUCACAUGCGCCGAAUACAACAAGUGUAGACUUUACCGUGAAAUGCUUACUUACAAGCCCUUAACCAACAGUGCAGUUCAAGUGUAUCACAUAAACUCUUACACAAAGGAGAAAAUGUAUUCUGUGAGUCGGUGUGAAACUUAAGUAUCCAGCAUGCAUAAACAGUUAUUGGCUCUUACGUUUAAAAAAAACACCCUGUUCACACAUACUAUGAACUAGAUAGUCUUAGUCUACUGUUCAUUCUAUAACUGGUAGUCUUUCCCUUAAUACACCCGGUCUUCAAAGUGAUCAGCACUGUAGCAUGGGAUUAUAGGGUUGGUAUUAAAAAAUGCAUGAUCCUAUAAUCUUAUCUUUCCUUUCCACCAUCACUUUGAGAGAGUCAAAAUGUCCUAUCCUAGUGACUAGUAACGAAAAGGAAGGAUGUGGCCUCUCUCUUCCCAGCGUUCCAGUGUACAUUGAGGCCCUCUUUCUCAGAUAAAUGAUUAGGCCUACCGACGACAAUGACCCUUCCAGAUAAUCUCUGUGUUUAGUCAGAUUGUGUUGAAUAAAUGUUAGAAUGACAAUGACAUAUUGGUUAUCCCGUAGAAAGCAUUGCAAACUCGACAUUGCAUCCGACAGCUUGUCACUCUGAUUGCAACCAAGGGAAUUACAUGGCCCUGUACACACUUACGUUGUGCAACUGAUCUGCAGCACAUUUGGCACAAUGGUUGUAAUACAACAAAGGUUUUUUUUCCUGCACAAUAAUAAUCACACAAGCACUGUGGAGACACCACACAAUGGUUGUGUAAACGUUUUUAGAUAGACAAACUCUCUGUUGUAACACAAAAAAAUAUCAGUUGUGUCAUAACCAUUGUUACAAAUGUGUUGCAGAUCAGUUGUAUAACCGGAGUGUGUACUGGGCCUAUAGGUCCAGUGAUAACUGAGACACUGCAGCUGCUACUGCUGUGGAAAGUUUCACUGUUCACACACAGUUCUCAAUGAACAACUGCUCUAUAUUUUCAUGUGGGAUUAGAGCUCACUAACCUAUAUAUAAAUAGACAGGGUUUUGACAAAAAAAAUGAAAGUGUUAGGGAUUCCACGGAUGAUCUGGCCCUAGUACUGUUGAGGUACCACAUCUAUGGACUGGCCUUUAGUACUGUAGAGGUGACACAUCUAUGGUCUGGCCUUUAGUACUGUAGAGGUGACACAUCUAUGCUUAGUAUAAACUUAGCAGAGACCAAGGCCAAAAAUAGACUCAGUGUUUCAGUGAACUCGUUGCCUGGUUGUGAAGAAGACAGCUGGUGUGUCAGAGUAAAGAACGACACUGAAAUACAUUGUUCUGUAGUCUUUCGUUUAUACAUUUUUUGUCUUCUAUUUUGAAAGAGACUGUCUCUAUUGUCUAAAGUUGAAAUCAUGUCAUUGUUGAUUGAGAUAAUAUAGGUAUUUUGUAAGGGGGGGGGCAACUUUCAAAGUCGUGUCUUGAGUCAUAUCAAUGAGAUAACGUCUCUUUUUCCACUGUUGAAAUGAUUGAAUGUUAAUUGCAGGGAAAGUUAUUUUUGUAAGAGGGCCAACUGUCCGAGGCAUAUCUGUUUUAACCUCUUGUAGUUUUGCAUUUUAACCGAUGUCACCGUUGGGAAAUGUGAUUGUAAACUAACAGCCACUAACGUUCUUGUCUCAUCAUAUACGCUGCUUCUACUGUUUAUUAUCUGUCACUUUAUUCCUAGUUAUAUGUACAUAUCUAGCUCCAUUACCUCGUACCCCUGCACAUCGACUCUGUACUGGUGCCCCGUGUAUAUAGCCAAGUUAUCGUUACUCAUUGUAUAUUUAUCAUCACUUUUAUUGUUAGAUGUUUUACUUUUCUAAUAUUUCUCUAUUUUCUUUCUCUCUGCGUUGUUGGGAAUUUAAGUAAGCAUUUCACUGUUAGUCUACACCAAAGCAUGUGACAAAUACAAUUUAUUGUGAUUUGAUUUGUAAGUCAUGAGGGCAACAAUAAUUCUUAGCUAUGGGACAGGAUGAAAUGUUGUAGGUUGGUAAGUUAUCCCAGAGGCCUAUGUGCAGCCUACAGGGGCAAGGCUUUGAUAUGGAGUCUUUACAGCUAGCUACCCCUCCCUGUAAGAUCAACAUGACCUCCUCUUCAGAGAAGGAGUCUGUAAAGUAAAAACAUGAAGGUCCAUGGUCCAUGCCCUUCUCACAGCCCUCCCUCCCUGGAUGGAUGGAUGGAUAAUGAAUGGAUGGAUGGAUCUACUCUGUGUCUAUUACAUUUCCAUGGACUUGUUUGUGUGUUUUUCACAUGGACUGUUCCCCAACAUGUAUUAUAAACAAAAUUACAGAUUCAUAUCAAUCCGUACAAUUCUUUAUUUUUGUCUUAUUACAGUGAGAAUUCAAUAUUCCAGGGCACAUUAUAGGCCUGCUAUGAUUAAAUAACUUAGGCAAAAGGAAACAUUUUCCAUGGAUGAAACGCAUGAUAAGGUAACCUAUUAUUUGCGUUGUAAAUCAUUGUAUUGUCUGAUGGGUGGUGUUUUCGGUGUAUUACGGUAAAAUUUCAAAUCAAUAGACUUGAAACACUCACAAACGUAAAUGGUGCGCAACAGGAUGCGCAAUCCACUGACUUCUACACUGUUUCCCCUUCUUGAGCGUGGGUAUUUAGGUUUGUCCAGAUUGUUUUAAAAUCAGUGAUUGUGGUUUUGAAAAAUAACCGCCCAUCUGGUAGACUUGAGUGAGUUGUUGUGAGUGAGCUGCACAGACGUCUUGAGAGACCCGACCACAUCCCGGCGUUCAGAAGAGUUGGUAACUCUAGGAAAGGACUGGUAGGGUUGACGAGUGGACGCGGGGCAGGCAUGGGUUGCAGCCACAGCAAGAGGAAAAACAAAGCGAAGGAGGAGGAGAAAACGGUGAAGGAGAUCAACAACCAUCAAGAUGGAGGAGGUAAAGUCCCUCUGGAGGAGCUGAACGUGGAUCUAGAAACGGAGAAGCAGCUGGGUCAGUAUGAGUGGCAGCUGAAGAUCCUACGGGAGGUGCUGUCUGCAUCUGGGACCCAGGAGAGGGAGGAGCUACUAAAAGACACAACCCAAGGAGAGCUCUGUGCCCUGGUCCACAACAUCAUUGAGAAGGUGAAAAUAGAGACGGCUGCUGACCUGACUGUUCUCUACGGGGAGAAGAGCCAGAGGACUGCAGAGCAGCACGAGAGACAGCUGGAAGAACGGCAGAGGAUACAGAGUGAAGAGACAAAACGACUAACAGAGACCCACCAGACUGCUGAGAAAACGUUGAAGGAGGAGGUAGAGGAGCUGACUACAGAGCUCUAUGUGUACAAUCAGUUAAAGAAGAGAGUUGACGAGUCUACCUUCAAGAAGGACCUGCAGCGCAACAUUCAGGCCCACGGCAGUCCUGGGCCAUUCUGGGAGCGGGAGCAGGAGAGUCUGCUGUUUGUCAUUGAGAUGAAGAGUGAACGUAUCCAGGCGCAGGGGAACAAACUGCUACAGAUGCAGGGUCUGGUGGAGAAGAAUCUGUCUCUAGAAGACCAGGUCAUAAAUGUUCUACAGAACAACGAGGACCUGAGGGUUCGUAUCGACAACCAUCAAGGCCUUCUACAGCAGCUCUCCAAGGAGCACCAGGACCUCCAGGGGGCGUUAGACAGGCAGGCAGGUCUCAGUCAGAGGCUCACCCAGGAGAAAGAGCAACUCAUGUUUAAACUGAAGCACAGAGACUCCUGUUCUACCUUCCCAUCCUUCCCCAUAGUGUCUGAGAUCUCCCCCAGCUGAUCUGAACGGGGCAGUCAGGGUUACCUCUUAAUCCUGUCUAGGGUUGUAAACAUGGAGCCUGAAUCCGGAAAAUUUCCCAAAAUUCUGAAAGUAUUUUUUUCCAGGAAUCUCUGCCUGGAGGAUUCUAAGAAUCAUGAAGGAAUACAUAAUGAGUGAUUCCUCCAACCUGAAAUUCUUCAAGUGGGAUUUCUGAAAAAGCAGGGGACUUUUGGGAAUGUUUCGGGACUUUUUGCAAUCCUAAUCCUACUUUGACAACCAAAGUCCAGGUACCUUUACAAAGGGCUAUAGUCACAUGUUUGAUGAAACCUGAUGCCAAAUAAUAUUUUUAGUCUCGUUUUGUACCUGCUGUGCCUUUACAGUACAUCAUGUUUUCUAUAGCAGUAUGGUGUUCAUACAAAAGGACAGUUUUUUUGUGGGGGGGGGGGGCAGUGGGCAUAGCCAUGGGCUGUUGGAUUUAACUGACUCCUGUUGUUCAACUGAGAUUAUUACUCAACUGACAUUCUCAUAGUUGUGUUACUGUUCAACUGAGAAUAUUCUAGGUGGAUGUGACAGUGUUCACUCUGAUGGUUUGACUUGCGGUUGUAGACAGAGAUGUACAAACUUAGUAGCUACAUUUUUUUUUAUAUCUACCUUCCUGCCGAGACACUAUUACGUCUAUCAAAAUGCAGUGUCUAGGUUUUACAUCACUCAGUAUGGAAUAGACAUUACAGAAUAUAAUGCAAUAUAUACAAUUUAAACAGUUACUUUAGACAACUGCCUUUGUAUUGGAAUAUGUUUAUACUCUUUUGUUUUAUAGAAUAUGGAAAAUUGAUUGCCAUGUUGGCAGUUUGAUUUUGUUAUUUUUUUUGCAGAUUACAAGUACAAUGGAUAUUUUUGUGACUUUUUUAAGUAACAAAGAAACAGAAGCAUUUCUGUGUUUAAAAACAUAUAUAUUUUUUCUGAUGCACUAGCACUUUUAAUCAGUAUUUUACUAGUACUAAAUGUGAGAGGUAGUUGAUGUAAUUUUUUUUGUUUUUCUUUCGUUUACAUUUUGUUGGUUUUACAUUUUUAUUUGAAUCAUUUAGCUAACGCUCCUCUCUUCGAAGGCAGCGGAUAGAUCUAGAAGGAGAGAGGAAGUCACAAUAAACAGUUGCAUCUGAACUGCAAGUGUUUGUGUGAAAUGUGUCAGUGUCUCCACUAGGGGGCAGGUUAUGUAAAUUGUGUUUGUUAAUUUGUUUAACUAGGCAAGUCCGUUAAGAACAAGUUCUUAUUUACAAUGACGGCCUACACCGGCCAAAACCCGGAUUACGCUGGGACAACUGUCGUAUGGGACUCCCAAUCACGGCCGGUUGUGAAUACAGUGACACCUCUAACACUGAGAUGCAGUGCCUUAGACCGCUGCGCCACACGAGAGUAAUAAGCUAGUGUUAAUUGUUUUUUACUUUUUAUAUUCCAUCUGACAAACGGGGAAGUCAUAUUCUCUAGCUGUAUUAUUUAGUGUGUAUUCUCUUCCUAUUUAUACCAAAAGGCUCUUCUCAGAUAUAUAUAUUUUUUUAAACAACAGCUUUUAGUGACAAGUAGCACGUGGUUGUUUUUCCAUACUGUGUGUAAUUCACGGUGAUAAACGCUAGGGGGCAGAACAGGACAGUUGGGUGGAAAGAGUUGAUGAGUGUCGUUUUGGCUGUGUCCUUUUCCGUUGUAUCUUCUCUACUGUCAUCUUUUUUGAUUUCUCCGGUAUGUUUUCACUGAAAGAAAAAGGCCGUCAUAAUGAAAUAAUGAACAUUAUCUAUUCAUCUAAUCAAUGUGAAAUGUGAAUGUGCAGCAGAGAUUCUGACAAUGUUUGUUAAUGCGUCAAGGUAUACUUUAUAAUGUAGAAAAAGGUUUAUAAGUAGUUUAGAAACUGUUAAUAAACUAUUCAUUAGUUCAUAACCUAUACACUAAUUUACCCUGCAGUCAUGACCUCAUCCACUCCCACUGUGUGUUAUAAUGAGGUGAUUUGAAAAGGUGUUAGACGUGACUAACAACAACCACUAAGGUGAAGCUGAUUGACACAUUCAUUGGUGGCUUUUGCACCCUGGGGCUUGAUUCCCCCAUCCCUUCCUGGUGCUUUGCUCGGGGCAGAUGGGGAGCAGAGGAGGUGAAAGUGGGAGCACUCUCACCCCCUUCUCUGUCUUGUUUGUGGCCGGCAGCGGAACCGUUUGCGCAGCGGAUGUAAAAAGGAUCACUAUGAUCACUUGUUUGACAAGCCAGGACAAUACCUGGUGGGGCUCCACGCUAACUGCAGGUCAAACCCCUGGCUGUGAUGUCACCCAGUUCCCAGGGCUUUUCACAGGACUGGAGGAACUGGGGAGGAACACCUUUCUAUGUUUACAUCCCCAAUGACACACACUGCAGCAUCAUAUUACAACUCCCAGUCACAAUGAGGAGCAUGUCAACCCCACCUGCACACAGACACAUGCAGCCUGGCUAGCAUGACAACUAACCCUAGACCGGAGGCUGAACCUGUGAAUGCUGAAAUGGUGACCUGUUCUUUGUUACUUCCUCCUCACUUCCUCCUCACUUUCAUUUUUUACUAUUAUAUUUUUCCUAUAAAUUGUCUUUGUUUACUGUUAGAGGUUAACAACAUUAAAGUUAUCACCAAGCCAAAGGCCCACAAUGCUUCCUGGUGAAACGGAGUCUCGACAGAGAAGCAACCCUCCGUUCUACCGUUAAUAUUUCCUGGGAGGUGGAGUACAAAGAGAGACGAGGAGCUGUGUCUGGUGUCAUGGCCGUGUUUUGAACACACCUGAAUUGUCUUGGUCCCUCUGUGCAUUAUUAGCUGUGUGAAUUUUGUGCCAUACCUGUC